GCCAUGGCGUACGGAGCCUACCAGGAAAGUUUAUAAAAUUUAAUAUACGCUGAAGAAAGAAGACGAACUGGACAUUAAAGAUGACAUCUAUUCAUUUCGUGGUCCACCCGCUACCGGGAACGGACGACCAAUUAAACGACAGCCUUCGUGAGGUAGCAGACAAGCUGAAUCGUCAUGGCUUCACAAGUCCCCCUGCCUUCUCCAGCCUGAGAAAUGUGUUUGUCUCACAGUGUGUGGUCGGCCCAGGCCAUGUGGCUCUCCUGCUUGAGGAUGGACGUGUGUGUCGCAUGGCCUUCUCCGUGCUCAAUGACAGACUGGACCUGAACAAGACAACAGAGACCAAAGUGAAAAUCCGAAAGUUGGAGAAGCUUGAGCAAGGGGCUGCAAGGAGUAACACACUGGUUGUGGAGAGCCCUCUGGUGUUGGUAUCUGAUGUUGUUGGGUCGGGAACAACACAGUCAACUGGGAGAUGGGGCGGCGCUGGAAGUACAACAACGACAUCACGGAGCAGCAGUCAGCAAGGCUACAGUCGCAUUCAGCGAGCGGUACAUGCCAGCCGGGGUCGAAGGUCAGGGGUCAUUGUUGGGACUCGACCUAUUGUCCCAGCGUCUGUGGUUCCGGAAGAGUUGAUUAAUCAGUGUCAGGUUGUCCUCCAAGGAAAGUCCAGAAACCUGAUCAUCCGAGAGCUUCAGAGAACUAACCUGGAUGUGAAUUUGGCUGUGAACAAUUUGCUGAGUCGUGAUGAUGAGGGGGAGGACAAUGAUGAGGACAGCCAAGACUCUUACAUUAACGGGGGAGAUGACCUGAUGUCGUUGUUGGACAGUGGAAUGCAUUCGGAUCACCCCAGUGUGAUCAUUGAUGCCGACACCAUGUUCGGGGAGGACAUGUUUGGUUACUCCUCACUCAGAGGUCGUGGAUCUGGGUCAAGGUCACGGACAGGAGAAAGGGAUCGAGAAGCUGACAGGGAGCGUGUCCACGAGUCGAUUUUCCGAAUCCGGGAUCGCAGAAGACUUGACAGCGUCCUGAGGGACGACACCUUACGUUCACUAGAGAGAGAAACAAAGGGGGACAACCCCAGCUCAGAAAACACAAAGAAAGGUCAUCAGCAGACGCCCAGUCCUUUGGUGUUUGGGGAUGAAUUACAGUAUUGGCUGGAAAGGGAUGGCUCUUAUGGACGAUUCACACAUAUUGGGACCAUGCACUCUGACCUGGUUGCUGUUGGAACUAAUGGUCAGCUGUAUAGCUGGAGAUGGGCUGAUGUAGAACCAUAUCACAAUGCAGAGAACCCAUCUGCCCAUCACCCUAAAACUACCCAACUGGGAUUGGGAGGUGAGAAAAUUGUGGGUCUGUCUUCGUGCGCUGUGCGUGCAUCUGUCUUCACAGAGUCUGGCAAGGUUGCCACUUGGGUGGAUGAUGCCUUGAACAUUGUAGCGUCCAAACUUGAACACUCGGCACAGAGUUUCUCUGAGUUCCAGUCAGAACGCAUACUCUCCCUGCACGUGUGCUCACUGUUCACCUGUGCGCGCUUGGAAAGUGGCGCCCUCUACUGGUGGGGAGUGAUGCCGUUUGGACAAAGGAAGAAGCUCCUCGAGAAAAGUCGCUGUAAGAAGAAGAAAGGGAAGGAGAGUGGUUCCCAUGGCGACAUCACCGCAGGAACUGUCGUAUGUCUCCGCAGCAGUCCCAUGUAUCAUGCAGGUGCGCUGGGCUUUACCAUCGUUAAUGGCGUACCUAAGGUGGGUCAGCUCCUCACCUCCGCCUGGUCGCUGAACGACAAUUGCACCUUCAAACUGAAGACUUCUGCUGUGGAACCCAAAUCUGAGCCAAAAACGGAAUCAAAAAGCACAGAGAGUAAACCCGACAUGCCGCCUCCCCCCUCGCCGGCCUCCUCUACCUGCAGCGACCACAGUGGCCAUUCCAUUAUGAGUCCUGCUUCUCUCAAGCGUAAGAAAUCUACGACGCCAAUCAAAGAUCUGGUGGAGAAGACAGAUGAAGAGAACUGGCCUCUGAAGGAUGUGGUGUUUGUGGAGGAUAUCAAAACUAUGCCCGUGGGAAAAGUUCUCAAGGUGGAUGGAGCUUACGCGGCUGUUAAAUUUCAACCUAAGGAAGUAGAGGCCACGCCCACAGCAGGCGCGUCUUCAGCACCCACUCUUUCUGGCAAAGACGACCCUGCCUACCUGUUACAGGAGUGCCGACUUUUACGCAAAGACGAGCUGCUGGUUGUCAAGGGCACCAGUGCACCAAGAGUACCUGAUUGUUUCCAGAAGAGUCCAAAGAAAGUUCCCCUGGCUGAGGGUGGACAGAUACAGGCUGUGUCUGUGGAUUGUGAAGGUAUCCAUGUGUUGAUACGGUCAGGCAGUAAACUGUCGUACAUGAUGCACAAUCUGAGUACAGGAAAAGUAGAGCAGGACAGUACGUUCCCCACCCACACCCACGCCUUCCUGGGGCAGAGCGACCAUAACAUCGCCCUCUACAACUGUAGCUCCGAUCAGGAGUCUCCUGUACUGCUCAGAGAUGGUAAUUGUUCGAUCUACCCACUGGCCAAGGACUGUGUGACAGGGAUCCGUGACCCGUUGUGGCUAGACCUUCCCCCAGUCCAGUGUCUCAGUGUGGGCAUCCACUCCCUCGUCACCAUCGGCUCCAACAUGAAGAACAAGGCUGCUGUCAUACUCAUGGCUGUAGAGCACCAGAAUUUAAUGCCACACAUUUUACGGUGUGACCUGGAAAGGGUUACCUCCCUUUUGAGUUCCAUCGAUGUAGACCCCAGCUCAGCCUCAUCACAGACGAUGGUAGAGAACAUCCUGAAGGAGCGGUGUGAUGGGGCUCGGAAUAUCCUCCACGCCUGCGCAGCCACCUGUGUCCCCAUGUCCAAUAAAGAAACAGAGACAGAUGACACCUCCAACACACCUGUGACAACCAGUAGUUUCAGCUCCACACUGGAUGCCAUAAAUGCGGUCAGCAGUGCUGUGGAUGCGCUGGCCUCUAUCCACGGGCGGAACUCUGACCCAUCGUCUAGAGGCGUGAGUCUGCGGGAGAUGAUGCAGCGUGCAACAUCAGCCGCUUGUGCUGUUUCCGGACUUGACGGUCGGGAAUCGGACAGGGAGGAUUCUGGGAUAGCAAUCCCCACACUCAACUGGCCCCCUGACCCACCCAGAUACGAAUCUCUCAAGUCAGAGGGUGAAGGCCAGCCAACGCCCCGUCCUGCCCCCGCCAUGUCGUCCGCGGGCCCUAGUACCCUGCCUGACCACAGCACAUUCUCCAUGCCCCCGGUCAAGCUAGAAGAGAAGGAGCGACGGAGUAAUGCUGUCCAGAUCCUCAAGCUGCUGUGUGAGUCUGCAGCGUUGAAAUCUCACUUGCUUGAGUUACUCUCAGCCAGAAAUGCAGAGGGCUGCACCCCAUUCAUGCAGGCCGUGUGUGGACGUGCAUACAAUGCUGGGCUCACCAUUUUUGAGGCGGCUAAAAAACUGGCCACGAAAAAGGGAAACGAAGUGGAUAAGGUGGUGUUCAUGAGUAUGAUUUAUCCACCUGGCUCUACGCUGGAUAACUCCCCCCUCCACAUGAUCUGUUGUAACGACACCUGUAGUUUUACCUGGACAGGUGCAGACCAUAUCAACCAGGACAUCUUUGAGUGUAGGACGUGCGGUUUGUUAGGGACGCUGUGCUGCUGUACGGAGUGUGCUCGAGUCUGCCACAAGGGACACGACUGCAAACUGAAGAGGACUUCACCGACAGCGUACUGCGACUGCUGGGAAAAGUGCAAGUGUAAAGCUCUGAUUGCAGGGAAGCAGGGGGCGAGGUUUGAGCUGCUCAGUCAGAUCCUCACUGAGACGGGGCUUGUCACUCUCCCCAACAGCAGGGGAGAGAAUGUAUUGUUAUUCCUGGUUCAGACUGUGGGGCGACAGGUCUCCGAGCAGCGUCAGUAUCGCCCGCCAAGGUCUCGUCUCUCAGCACCUAGGAAAACUCCAGUUUCUGAUCUAGUGGAUGUAGAAAUGCCAGAACACAAUCUCGAGCCUCCGCGGUUUAGUCGUCGCGCAUUGGAGAGGAUCCUUAAUGACUGGACGGCGGUCAAGGCCAUGAUUCUGAGUGGUACAAAACACAAACAGGCCAGCCCUGAUGUGGUUUAUGAGGACCAGUUGUACCUGGAUAAUCAGAGCGGCACGGCCAGGCUGGACAAGUUUGCUCACUGCCUUCUCUUCAAAUGCAGCGUAGAGAUGAUGGAUACGCUGCUCACCACGCUGAUCAGAGAAAUGCAGAGCGAUGUCCCCGGACGGCAGGAAGAAGCCAAGAUGGUCUCCCGUCGAUUUGUGCGUUCUGUUGCCCGGAUCUUUGUUGUGGUUAGCGUCGAGAUGCAACCAAUCGCUGGCAAGAAAACGAGCAGUGUCCCCUUGUGCCCCCCGAUUACCAAACCCAAGAGGGUGUUCCAGGCUUUGAUCAACAUCGCCAUCGAGGAGCUGUGCCAGAUUGCCAAUGCCCUCAUCGCACCCGUCCGCAUGGGAGUCGUCCGCCCUACAGCUCCUUUCUCACUGGUCUCCAUCAGCUCAGAAGCUGUUCAGGGUAGUGAGGAGUUAUUCAGUGCAGACCCGCUGCCUCCCCGGCCAUCCUCUGAGGUAUCCGCGGUAACGCCUGAUGUGGUGUAUGUGCCUCCGGUUAUCUCCCACAGAGAUGUGUCUCAAUCAGAGCCUGUGGAGACAGCCCGGGACGAGGAAGAGAUUAUCACAGCAGAUGUGGAAGAGGUGGAAAUGGUGGAGGCUGAAGGCGUUGAUGAUGACCCGAUGGAUCAACAUUCAGAUCACGACGACCACCAGUCGGAACACUCUGAUCAGGAACCUCCGCCACAGGAGCAGGACGAGGCAGCCGCAGAAAGCGAUAUGGACCUGGAUUUGCUUGCAGAAUCUGAAAGUGACAGUGAAAGUAGCCACAGCCAGUACGCUAACCUACCCCGUACAACAAACACACAGCCCACAACAGCUUCAGAGGCUGGUAUGGGCAGCCUGGCAUACUUUUCUGAGGAUUCCGGUGAAUCAUCCAAUCAGGAAGAAGACGAGGAGGACACUGAUGGGGGCGACAGCGAAGGUCGAGAAAACAUGUCGUUCCUGCUUGAGCAGUAUGAACGUCACAGCAAUACAGGUUCACAGGGUCAGAGGUCACUGCAGGCGCCGCAGACCAUGCAGUGGGCCAUCCGUCAGCGAGAGCAGACAAAUCCGCGUACACAGACGACGAGUGGAACCACAAGCGCAUCGGGUCUAUACUCCAAUCCUCGGACACAGGCCGCCAGCACAUCACGUACAAAUGCAGCCAACAGUACAGGCAGUGGACUGAUCUACAUUGACCCCCUGACUCACAGGCGCACCGCUCUUGUCAGUUCCACGAAUCAGGAGAAUGCUAUCACCAUGGCGACCACAGCCAGCCAGCUGGCACGUGCCUCGAGCAUCGUGAUGCGGCAGAUCGCAGACCUGAUGAGCAUGACACAUGAGUAUCACGUGCUGGCACCAGGAUUGCCACGUCUGCUGGAGAUAACAGAACAGGACACGGCUGAGUUAAAGAACUACUUGGAAACAAACCUGAAGCCAGUGUGGGAGUGGCUUUUAACAGUCAUGGACUCAACGGAAGCCCAGCUACGGUUUGGCUCCGCCCUUAGUAACACCACAGAUCAAGCCAAUCCCAUCCAUCCCAUGCACUCCAACUAUGUACGGAAUCUGAGAGAGAGGAACAAUCGUGAGGAACAACAGCAGCAGCCAGCUCCGACGAGAAACCCUCCCCCUACAACGACGACGACAAACGCUCUACAAGUGCUAGAAUCUAGACGGAGGACCCGAUUUGGAGCAAUUGCCAGCACAGAUGGGAACUCGGCCAGAAGGGAUUUCCUCACCUACGCCCUCUCUUUAAUGAGAUCUCAUAAUGACGAACAUUCUGACAGUCUGCCGGUGAUUGACAUCUCGGCGCUGCGUCAUGUAGCGUACGUGUUUGACGCCCUGAUUUAUUGUCUACGGAGCGGGCCAGAAAGUGCGGAUCCUGAAAGCUUACAGGAUGGCCUCUCCAUACGAUCCUGGCAGGACCAUGAGGAAAAUGAGAACGAAGAGCAUGAUGAGGACCCUGUGACCAAUAGCGUUUCCAUGGAGACGGACAGCAUGGAUGGUGAAGCGGACGUCCCUAGUAAGGCUGGGCACAAGCACGCCUUCUUUCAGCGUUCAGACUCAACCACAUUCUUAGGAUGCCCUCCUCCCGACCCAUUUUCUACGCCACUGGUUGAGGCGCUCCCCUUGGCUGAUCAGCCACACCUCCUCCAGCCCAAUUCCCGCAGAGAAGACCUGUUUGGGAUGCCAAGGCAAACGUUCAUGACCGGGAAAUCAGAAGAAACGACUUCUUAUGGUACACCUACCCUGACAGGCCCCGCUUUAGAAUUACCCAUGUGUCUAGCACUAGCAGGUAGAAAUCCAACUAAACUUACCACACAGAAACUGCUAAACAAAGACAAUUAUAAUCCAAUUUCAACUGGUACAAACGUUACAGAUGGCCCAGGGGAGACGAGCGUGAUUGUUCGUCCCUCUGCACCUUCGGUGCCAUCUACCAGCCAAUCAAAUCCCCCAACCCAGCCUCCUGUUGAAGGGGGCGACAGUGGUGUGUCACAGCAGAAACCACUUGAAGAUCAGCAGAUGAAUUCCACAAAUGUGUCGCAGCAAAGUGUGAUUGUUCACGCUAGUACAAGUGCCGCAUCAUCGUUGUCAACGCCAAGCAGUGUUCAGGAACCACUGGUUCCAGUGGCUAUGCUAACCAGCAGUGCACCUUCCCAGCAGGCUUUGCCUGGUAACUCUAACACAGGAAAUGAACCUGGCCAUCCACCUAGUGGUGAUGCUCAGCUCCAGGAGCAGACGACUGAGAAAUCAUCUACAGAUGCUGCUCCAGGACCAAGCAGUGAUAGCAUACUUCAACAAAAUGAAGGCCAAGUUGACCUUGUUGGAGCCAAUGAAAACGUUUCUACGACUGUCGUCGUGGAAACGACCCAGACAGGAUCAACCAAUGAGAAUGCUUCUGGGACUGUUGCAGAGACAAACCAACUUGGAUCAGGAAUUGGGAGAAGUUAUUUUGCCAACAUGUCACAUGACUUGUUGCUGGGACGAUGGAGGUUGACCCUUGACCUCUUGGUCGUAUUUUCUGUGAUGACGUCGGUGCAGAGGCGGGAUCCAUCAUUAGUGAACUGGGCGGAUUCCCUGUCAAGGAAAGCAAGUUCAGACGGGAGAUGGAGAAAAUCAGAAAUUCUCAGCAGAGGGACUUAACUCUGGAGGUUGAAAGGGACCGUAGCUCACUGGUUACCCAGACAUUCAAGCAGUUGAACACCCAGUACAACGCCGCACGAACACAACAGGUCCACCUCUCGCUGUUCACCGUGUCAAGGUGUCGUUCAAGGAUGAGCCAGGUGAAG
This is a messenger RNA of Liolophura sinensis, 7417 nucleotides long. RefSeq names its product E3 ubiquitin-protein ligase UBR5-like. Gene Ontology annotation, biological process: protein polyubiquitination; positive regulation of canonical Wnt signaling pathway. Gene Ontology annotation, cellular component: cytoplasm; nucleus. Lineage: Eukaryota; Metazoa; Mollusca; Polyplacophora; Chitonida; Chitonidae. The transcript has 44 exons. Gene Ontology annotation, molecular function: ubiquitin binding; ubiquitin-ubiquitin ligase activity; zinc ion binding. The record is from RefSeq and is a predicted model, not a curated record. The coding region runs from base 81 to 7271 and encodes 2396 amino acids.